Messenger RNA from Drosophila bipectinata, 1339 nucleotides. It is a transcript of the gene DIP-iota, whose product is annotated as Dpr-interacting protein iota. Gene Ontology annotation, cellular component: neuron projection. The record is from RefSeq and is a predicted model, not a curated record. NCBI's taxonomy places the organism in Eukaryota, Metazoa, Arthropoda, Insecta, Diptera, Drosophilidae.
AGUUGCAAGAGUGUGCGGACGUCUGUCCGGCAAUUGGCGGAAAGCUUAACCAAAAAACCGGAAAAAAUAAAUUCGCUUUAGUGCGGCGGAAACUAAACUUGGGCUAUUUAAGAGUGAAAGUGCAAAAAAGAAAGAACAAAACGGAAGAGGGCAUUAGAAAAGUUUGACACUUUGCUCUCGCCCGUUGAUGCUGUGAACCAAAUUGUGGAUUACAAUGGGCUGUUCUAUCAUUUGGCUGCUGCUCCUGAAAUGCAUUUACUGCAGCAUGGCCAGCUUCUCGGAGCUGAACAAUUCGGAUCCCAAGUUCAGCGGUCCCAUCAACAACUCGACAGUUCCCGUGGGACGAGAUGCCCUCCUGACUUGUGUCGUCCACGACCUGGUUAGCUUCAAAGUGGCCUGGUUGCGAGUGGACACGCAGACCAUUCUGAGCAUCCAGAACCAUGUCAUCACCAAGAACCACCGCAUUGCCAUUUCCCACACGGAGCACCGCAUCUGGCAGCUGAAAAUACGCGAUGUUCAGGAGUCGGAUCGCGGAUGGUACAUGUGCCAAAUCAACACAGAUCCCAUGAAAAGCCAAAUGGGCUACUUAGACGUCGUGGUACCGCCUGACAUUGUCGACUACCAGACAAGCCAGGAUGUGGUCCGCUCCACCGGACAGAAUGUAACGCUGACAUGCAGUGCCACGGGUGUUCCUCUGCCCACCAUUACCUGGCGCCGCGAGGAGACCAUGCCACUUAUGCUGACAAACGACGAUGACCGUGAAAUUUACAGCGUGGAGGGUCAAAACCUGACCCUCUGGCAGGUGCAGCGAUCCCACAUGGGCGCCUACUUAUGCAUCGCCUUCAACGGAGUGCCGCCCACCGUGAGCAAACGGGUAAUGCUGAUCGUGAACUUUGCGCCCACAAUCUGGACGCGAUACGAUACCAUCUAUGUCGGCCUGGGACAGAAACUGACGCUGGAGUGUGUGUCGGAAUCGCAGCCGCCGUCUGUGAACUUUUGGCUGAAGGACUCGGAGCUAGUGCAAGGUGGGUCCUAUGAGUCCGUUACGGUAGAUCAUGUCUACCGGAUUGUGAUGAGAAUCACUCUGCGUCCAGUCACUAAACGCGACUUUGGAGAGUACAAGUGCAGGGCCAAGAAUUCGAUGGGCGAGACGGAUCGCAUUAUCACCGUGCACCACAAAGCCAAAAAGCACGGACAGCACUCCCAUCAGACUGCAUCCCGCGAAAAUCAGUUCAUUGUCAUUGAAGAAUACAUUGCCAACUCAGCCAUGAGGAACCACAGGCUAUUCGUCCUUUGGCUUAUUUUUCCUUGUUUUUUCAAUAAAGUUUCCAGUAUUUAA